This is a messenger RNA of Drosophila elegans, 1653 nucleotides long. RefSeq names its product pickpocket protein 19 (gene ppk21). NCBI's taxonomy places the organism in Eukaryota, Metazoa, Arthropoda, Insecta, Diptera, Drosophilidae. The coding region runs from base 1 to 1653 and encodes 550 amino acids. Gene Ontology annotation, molecular function: ligand-gated sodium channel activity. Gene Ontology annotation, cellular component: membrane. The transcript has 7 exons. Gene Ontology annotation, biological process: sodium ion transmembrane transport. The record is from RefSeq and is a predicted model, not a curated record.
AUGUUUUACCCACUGGAACUUCCACGGCCCCGUCGACCACUGUACAUGGAUUACGACGGAAAAACUGGACUUAUCCUGACGCAGCAGGAUACCACGAAUGUAAGUCCUUUGCGAAAACUAUGGCUGCUUUUGCUGCCUUAUCUCAAGGGCUAUGCAGCAGAGUCCUCUGUACACGGCAUACGAUAUUUGGCUGAUCCCAAAAUGAGAAAAUUCGAGAGGCUAAUCUGGUUGCUGAUUCUGGUGACCACCAGCAUUGGUGCCAUUGUGGUUUAUGUGGACCUGAACGAACUUUACCAAACGGUGCGCAUACAUACCACCAUCAAGAACACCAUGCUCCCAAUUUUCCGGGUUCCAUUUCCCUCGAUUGGCCUUUGCCCACGGAAUCGCCUCAAUUGGAGGCUUUUGGAGAACGGGGCAGCUGAGCACUUUCUGGGAGCCAAUGUGUCUGCAGCCCAAAAGGACCUUUUCGUUAAGUUCUUUACUGCUGCAGGGGAUCCGCACUUGUCCCGCAUGAACGAAAUGUCCACUUUCUUCAGGAAUGAAACUCUAGUGGCUGACUUGCACCUACUGAACGACUUAGAUCUCCGCGAAGUCUUCGAGUACCUCCAGAUAAGAUGUCAAGAUCUAUUCCAUGCCUGCCGCUGGCGGGGAAAUCCAGUGAACUGCUGUGAGGUUUUCGAGCAUCAGUUCACGGAGUCCGGCUUGUGUUUUGUCUUUAACACGGAGAUCAGUCCGGCGUCACGAAAAAAAGCUAGUGAGGACAGAUACUACCCGCUUCGCACUCCGCAUUAUGGCGAAGGCUCGGGAUUAGACAUUUUCCUGAGGCGCAACAGGUCGCUCAUCCGUCCGGGAAAACGAGGCAUAAACGUGAUGAUCAAGCAGCCGCAGCAGUGGAGCGAUGUUGUGCGCCAUGUGCCACAUGAAGCGCACACCAGGAUCAGCAUGGUGCCCCGCUUCACGGUCACGGAUGAACGGACCCGGUCCGUGUCUCCCCAAGUCAGAAGAUGCAUCUUUCCCGAUGAAGUGGACAGUCCGCAGUACAAGAAUCUGCCGGGAUUUCAGUAUUGGGUGGGCAACUGCCGCAGCAAGUGCCAUCAGGAACACGUCAUCGAACUCUGCAAGUGUUCGCCCACUAUAUUUUUCCCCAUUACCGAUAAAGAUAACUUUACUGCCUGCAAAGCUUCAGACUUCAAGUGUCUCUACGACAACAGACUUAUCUUUAGUAUUGAACGACAUCCCGAAGAGGACGAAUUUGUGAAAAAUCCCUUUAAGGAAAGCAUGAUUUGUGACUGCUUUACCAGCUGCACUCAGCUUAUUUUCGAGCGCGUUUUUACCACUACUUCACUAGAUAAUAAUGAAACCGAUACAGAGGCUGGCACAAUGCGAUUGGAUAUAUUUUACCAGUCCGGCUGGUUUAUUCAAUAUCAGACCACCAUGAGAUUUACCUUUGUGGAAUUACUGGCAAGUUUUGGUGGCAUAAUCGGACUUUUUCUGGGCGGCUCAUUGCUGAGCGCCUUUGAGUUGGCCUACUAUUUUUCUAUUGGUCUUUAUUUGUAUAUACAAGGUAAGGGAAAAGUGAAAAAACCCGAACCUCGCAUUAUAACUGUGCCAUUUGGUCAGAGAAAAAUAACACCAAUUAAAUACAUACAUUAA